Bolinopsis microptera is the source of this 3070-nucleotide messenger RNA. RefSeq names its product kelch-like protein 17. Bases 47 to 1834 code for a protein of 595 amino acids. The transcript has 9 exons. Gene Ontology annotation, molecular function: protein binding. NCBI's taxonomy places the organism in Eukaryota, Metazoa, Ctenophora, Tentaculata, Lobata, Bolinopsidae. The record is from RefSeq and is a predicted model, not a curated record.
CGUUUGUAAUUCGUUACACUUUGCCAGACUCAAGACAGCGAAUGUUAUGUCAACUGUAGCUACUCCGAGGACCGAGUCUCGUCCGUGUCAUCUCUCUAAACGACGUUACAUUGAAUCAGACACGGAGCAAAGUUCAGAACACCUGUUAUCCGCAUUCAAACACCUGGGACGCUUGCGGAGGAACUCUCUUUUCUGCGAUGUUAUACUAGAAGCAGAAGAUGGCCAGAUCAGCGCUCACAAAGUGAUCCUGGCUAGUCGGUGCUCGUACUUCCGAGCCAUGUUCAUGUGUGGAACCCGCGAGAGUUGGGCAACCGAGGUUAAACUUACUGGAAUAUCCCUGAAGACGCUCGACAUUGUUGUCGGGUUUAUUUACAAUGAAAAGAUUCGUAUUUUAGGUGAAGACGUUCAGGGUGUACUAUCCGCAGCUGAGAUGAUGGACCUAGGAGACCUCAAAAGAAUGGCCCUGAAAUACAUGACCUCCCACGUUUCCUCCUCAAACUGCCUUGCUGUGUGGCAAGUCUCUGAACUUUACUCCUGCAACAUCGCCGCUGCAGAGGCCAGAUCUUACGCUCUGAAAAACUUCACGAAAGUGAUCGACACGCCUGACUUCGUACAACUGGAUCCCCAGAAACUCAUGAUGCUCCUGUCAGAUGAUCUACUGAAGGUUCCUGAGGAGAGGGUGGUGCUGGAGGCGGUUACUAAGUGGUUUAAACACGAUGAAACCGAGAGGAGGGACUUCAUGCCUGAACUUUUAAACUCUGUCAGGUUUCACCUAUUUGGAACGAGCGACUUUGUGAAAGCCAUCACGACCACUAAAUGUGUGGAGGCGGUGCCACACCUAGAGACAGCGCUGUUGAACCACUUUGAACCCCUUAAAAGACAAGUCUGCACUGUGCCUGGACCUCCCAGGAACAGGGGACGCAGGAAGAUUGUGGACGAGCUGGCUGUCAUCAUUGGAGGUCAACAAGAAAACUCUAUCUGGUCCAAGACAUGGGGCUGUGAUCUGAGUAGCACGAGUCCUCCUGACAAAGAGGUUAACUCCAGUGACAGUUCCUGGUACUCGCUCCCUCUCCCUCUCACUCAGAGACGCGAUCACGUGGCUAUUGGACGGGGUUGUGACGUCAUCAUAGCUGGAGGCAGUAACGGGACCGACCAUAUCAGUAAUGUUGAGAGGUACGAUGCGUACGUGGGGCAGUGGCAGGAAUUACCGAGCAUGUUGCACACGAGGAACCACCUCUGUGGGGUGGCGCUCAACAACAACGUGUUCGUCGGGGCGGGAACUAACGAUUCUAAUUCUUAUCUCAGCUCUAUGGAGAUGUUAGAUGCUGAAACGAAUAGGUGGUUAGAAGUCGCUAGUUUGGGUACUCCGAGGAGAUCUUGCGCCGCUACCAGCAACAACAAUCAGAUAGUUGUUGCUGGAGGGGCAGGAAGAAACUGUAUGGAUCUGUCCACAGUUGAAAUGUACGACCCUCGAGAGAGAAGUUGGAGAACAGGACCCUCGCUCCGUCAGGGGCGUCGGGGAUUCGGCCUUGUCUCUAUUGAUAAUAAUAUCUACGCACUGGGCGGCUUCACGAGCUCCCCUAGUCUGGGCUACACGUCCUCUGUAGAGCAGUUCGAUAUGAGAGCCAACAAGUGGACCGAGUUCACUGACCUCCCCAUUAAAACGGGCUACUUCGGCUGCGCUGUAACCAAGUCAAAAAAGGUACUGAUAUGCGGGGGAAUGUCGCACAGUCAGCUGCUUGUCUGGGAUCCGUCCUCACUACAUCUCACCACAUACUCCGGACCUCCGCUCCCCUACUCCGGCACUAUUACCGCUUGUGGUGCUAUCUCAUGAUAUCCCUCAACAUCUAGUCAUCCUCUCAUUUAAACUAGUGGAAACUGCUGGAAACCUUUUUCAUAUACUGAGCUUCGAGAUAAACGUUAUGAUAUUUGUGAUUCUGGGCUAUGUAAUAUAAUGUGUAUUUAGAAUUUUAAUGAUUUUAUUUUCGAAUAUCUGAUUUCUGUGAAAUUUGAUAAUAUCUUUUGUUGGACGUAGUACCAUGAUAUCCGGUUUGCACCAUGAUAACCAGUUUAAGAACUUUCCGUAUCACAGCUUAUAAAUACAUGUGAUGCGGUCUUGUGUGUGCUUAACGGCAUUGAAUUUGAGAUAAUGUGUAAUUUUCAGGUGUUGAGUUAAUGGUAGUUUCGUUAUAGUUUUAAAGAUUUUAAUUUGAAGUCCUUGAGUUCUGUAUGUAGUUUAUAAGUAACUCUAGUUUGUUAUGUAGCUGAAAUGUGAAAUCGUACGUCACCACAUUUGCAUAUUUUUGAAUAAUGUGCUUUUGGAAUUGCUCACAAGACUGGGUGUUAAGUCAUUUAAAUGUGUUAACUAGACCGGUAGGCUGGUUUAUUCAUUACAUUUCUUUCAAUUUAGCAUUUCAUUCAAAUAUGGAUGUUUAGCUUCUAUAUAAUUUUGAGUGGAAACCAAUUGUGAAAGACUUAAUUGUGAAUAAAUACGAUCUUACAAUUCAAUGAAACACAUGGUUUUGAAUUACUUUUUAGAAUUAGGAUGAAAUAUUUUCAAAAAAUUUGCAACUGUCCAAAAAUUCCGGGGUUCUGUUCCAUACCGUCCAUCAAUACGUCACCACACUACCUUAUGACGUCACCACACUAUCUGAUGAUGGCAUUACUGUGGUCCGGGUUGCUCCAGCCAACUGAGCAGGCACCACUGCAGCUGUUUCCCUUAUAAGCCACACAGUCUGCAUCGCUAGAGCACCCGCCUGCUGGACCGUCUGAUGAGAUGCACCACUCUAUACUGUUGAUAACACCGUACUCGUUGUUGCAAGUCCCCUUGGGUCCAUCCCAGGCAACAGCUCCCAUUCCGUUACACUGACUCCAGCAUUUGUUAUCACUACACCCAAACAGACACAGGUUUUCAUAGUUGCAGGAGUAGGUGUUGUAGAAGUUCAGGUUGCAUUUUGUGUACUGGUCGUAACACUGCACUGCACCGAUCAGAAGUGUGGUUGCAAUAACCGUAGUCCACAUUGUCAUCUUUAGAUAGAGAGAAGGAGAGUUUCUUUAGAUAGAGAGAUUG